Culex quinquefasciatus (southern house mosquito) is the source of this 2970-nucleotide messenger RNA. RefSeq lists its product as uncharacterized. The record is from RefSeq and is a predicted model, not a curated record. The coding region runs from base 557 to 2908 and encodes 783 amino acids. NCBI's taxonomy places the organism in Eukaryota, Metazoa, Arthropoda, Insecta, Diptera, Culicidae. The transcript has 2 exons.
ACUUGAAGUCAUGCUGGACAUUUAACUAGACAGCUUGAACCUGCUCGUUCUUAAUAAUCGAGUUGCAUUUAAAUAUUGUAAGACGCACUCAAGUGUUUUUCAGUAGAGAUAGCAGAGUUGUAGAGUGUUUGAUUGACAAAAUUUUCAGUCGCAAAAUGGAUCCAGUUGACAACAAUAUUGAAGAUGGAGAUCCUCCAGGUCGUGAGUUGGCACCACAAUCGACCAUUUCUCCACAAGAGGAAGCGGGUGCCAUUAGACCGGUUGAAGUACCGCCAGAAGUAGUACCAGCAGUAGUGCUGGAAGAUCCUGCAGCACUAACGACUUGAGCAGAUCAAUCUCCGGCAAGCGACCAACUCAAAGGGUAAAACCGAACAUUGCUUCCGCCACAAACCAACAUCCAGCAGAGACAGAACCGCCGAAGCAGCCGCGGCCGAAAAAGUCCAAGGAGCUGUUCAGCGCAUGUGGGACGCAGUGGAUCCGACGCGAAUAUCCGACGGCGACGACGCGUAGAAAGAUCGAUCACCUGGGCCUGUCGGCUCGCUUCCGGUACGUCAGCAUGGACGUCAAGCUGCACGACGAAGGAUGCAUCAUGGCGAUGGACGGAAACUUUGUGGCGCAGGUUCGGGUUGAUGAUCCGGAGCUGCUGGAUGGCAUUGGGAGCUUUGAAGAUGCCAAGGAGGUGCUUUUGGAGCAAAUGAGGAUCGUCAAAGUUAUGAGGGAUGACCUGCGGGAGAAGCGGGAUGGGAUGCGGGCAAAGCUGAUUCCUGUGAUAGGGGAAGCUUUGAAGGAAUCAGCCUUCGAGUGGGAGCACGCAAGAAACUGUGUGAAGCUGAUGAAGCUGAGGAAAGAUUUGAUGGCAAGUGAUCGCUUGUGCUAUCGCAGGCUGUGUAGAGAAAUAAGUACUGAUCGCGCCUUUCCGGAAGAUUUGCGAAAAUACACUAGGAGACUGUUGAAAAUUGAGGAGACUUUUUUAAAGCGAUCAAUUUGGCUGGAUCGAUUUGGGAUAGAAUCAACACAGUCGUCGUCUGAAAAUCUUAGUGAAGAUUUGAAUAAGGUUUUGAGGAACGGAUUUAUUAAUCAUAGAAAAGAAUUGAUCCUACUAGCUCCUGAAUACUUGAAAACAAUUUUAGAAGAGGCAAAUCAAAAUCAAAUUAUUUUGAUCAAUUAUGGUGACAUUUUAAGGUUUCAGGAUUUGUUCUGCAAUCUAGACCAAACAAUUUUCAAGAAUCCUAUCGAACAUUUCACACAGAAUUGGAUAGAUUCAAUCCACGAAAGUCAUUCGAUCGAGCGUCCUAAUCUAACAAAUUCAAUAUUUUUCCUUCUAUGCCAAAGUCUUGGAGAGUUGAUUGGUGAAAUAAGUGCCAGAAGUGAAAACACUUGCAAUGAGUUGCUAUUCUGUGACUCUUUUGGUUGGAAAUCAGCUGAUUCAAUCAAAUGGAAAUAUCAAAAUAGUCUAACAACUUGCCUAGAGCGCGAGUACCGCUAUAUCUUUAAACUACUGGAUCAUUAUAAUUUCGCCAAUCGAAACACAAACCCGUUUCGUUACUAUCCAUUGGUGCUCAACAGGUUCAGUAAAUCUGCCCACAUAAAUGAAACAAAAAAGCUGAUAAGGUAUCAUUCCACACACAAGAAUCCCUUUGACUUUCCCGACGAAAUUUACAUUUGGUACAGCAUGGUGGACGUCGUGUUGUCCGAAAUGUCUGUGGCGCAAACCCGACCCUGGGGUAAGUUUGACCGAUUUGGCCCAAUUUUCCGAUAUUACAAGGAAACGGUUCAAACCACAACUAUUUAUGAAGUGAAUGAAAUACGCAAGAUCACUCAUGCUUUUGUUCGUUACAUCGUUCUAAACGAUCAAGUUAGUAACCAACCACUGAGCAAUUUGCAAAACGAACUGACAAAAGAGUUGUUCAACAUUAACACUGACUUGGAAAGAUGGUUAACAAGCAGAAAUACAAUGUUUUGCUUCUGGGUUGAAGGUCUGGCAAUGCUUCAGAAAAUUAGCCACUUGCCAGGAUUUAUGUCAUUAUUUGAACAAUUUCUUGAAUUAGACUCUAUCGUAUGUAACAUGCCGUUGACCAAAUGUGAAUUAGUUGAUUUAUAUAGUGAAAUCAAUAUCUUUGUCAAGGGAAUAGUUGAUUUGCAGUUGGAAUGGUGCAAAAAUGAGCCAAACAGUGAAAAUAUCUACUGCGAAAUAGUGAACAAUUCAUGUAAAUCCAUCCAUCAAAAUAUAUUUUUGCCUCAAAAAGAAUACUGGAAAAUUAUAUUAAAGCACUAUGAGUUAAAGUCAAUCAAAAAAACUUCAAGCAUAGUACAACAACUGCUUCUACUAGAUCGGUGGCCAUCGUCUGGGGAAGCCCUGACAAAUUUAGACCAACUUGCGUCAGCAACACUCCUUCUGAAGAUUGUUAACAGGACAAUAAAAAAGCUUCCAAAAACUGAAGACAUCACAACGUUUGAUGUUUUCUACAUGAAACUUAUAGAACCGCUUUCCAGGGCGGUCGGAAAUGCCACUUCAGUCCACAGCUUUCUGGUUCGAAUCGAAGAAAUCGAAAACAAUUUCCCAAAGACUCCAAGCAAACAAGAGCCUUUACCAUUGAGCGCAGGAGAAUCUGUUGGAAUAAUUUUCUGGGCAAUGUUAAAAAUGUUUUUGAGUCUUUUAAAAAUUUUUGAACGAUGUUUUAUGCAUUUUGUUUUAAUGGGAGUCGAUGGGAUUUUGUUUCUGUUAACAAUUUUGAUGCUCUUUGUGCUAGGAGCUCUCGUUCAGUAUGAUUCAAAAACUUAUGUUUGUAACAGCAAUGAUAAUCGUUAUUGGAAACUGAUUUUAACAUUUUUCGGGUAUUGUUCAAUGGAAACUGAGAAGGAAACGAAUCCGGAAACAAAAUGGUUCAAUGGAAGAUUCUGGGUUUGACCUAUAGAAGUACUAUGAUCGGAUUAUCUUAUACGUUAUACAUAAUAAAACGUAUUUUCAAA